Macrobrachium nipponense is the source of this 1650-nucleotide messenger RNA. RefSeq names its product dentin sialophosphoprotein-like. Lineage: Eukaryota; Metazoa; Arthropoda; Malacostraca; Decapoda; Palaemonidae. The record is from RefSeq and is a predicted model, not a curated record. Bases 1 to 1650 code for a protein of 549 amino acids. The transcript is spliced from 5 exons.
AUGGCACAGGUGAAAUUGAUAAUGAUGGAAAAAUAUGAUGAUACAGGUGAAAAUAACGACGGAAAAUAUGAUGAUGCAAGUGAAAAUGAUAAUGAUGAAAAAUAUGAUGAUGAGAAGGGUGAUAAUUCUAAUGAUAUUAAUAAUAAGAAGGGUUAUCAUUCUGAUGAUAAUGAUAAUAAGAAGGAUGAUACUUCUGAUGACAAUGAUGAUAAGGAGAAGGGUAAUCAUUCUGAUGAAAAUGAUAAGGAGAGGGGUGAUCAUUCUGAUGAUAAUGACAAUAAGGAGAAGGGUGAUCAUUCUGAUGAUAAUGAUAAUAAGGAGAAGGGUGAUACUUCUGAUGAUAAUGAUAAUAAGGAGAAGGGCGAUACUUCUAAUGAUAAUGAUAAUAGGAAGAAGGGUGAGCCUUCUGAUGAUAAUGCUGAUAAGGAGAAGGGUGACACUUCUAAUGAUAAUGAUGAUAAGGAGAAGCGUGAUCAUUAUGAUGAUAAUGAUGAUAAGGAAAAGGGUGUCAUUCUGAUGGAGAAGGGUGAUACUUCUGAUAAUAAUGAUAAUAAGGAGAAUGGUUAUACUUCUGAUGAUAUUGAUUAUAAGAAGGAUGAUACUUCUCAUGAUAAUGAUAAUAAGGAGAAGGGUGAUCAUUUUGAUGAUAAUGAUGAUAAGAAGGGUGAUCUUUCUGAUGAUAAUGAUAACAGGGAGAAGGGUGAUACGUCUGAUGAUAAUGAUAAUAAGGAGAAAGGUGAUAUUUCUGAUAUUAAUGAUAAUAAGGAGAAGGAUGAUCAUUCUGAUGAUAAGGAGAAGGGUGAUUCCUCUGAUGAUAAGGACAAUAAGGAGAAGGGUGAUUAUUCUGAUGAUAAUGAUAAUUGGGAAAAGGGUGAUCAUUAUGAUGGUAAUGAUAAUAAGGAGAAGGGUGGUGAUCAUUCUGAUGAUAAUGAUGAUAAGGAGAAGAGUGAUAAUUCUGAUGAUAAUAAUAAUAAGGAGAAGGGUCAUACUUCUGAUGAUAAUGAUAAUGAGGAGAAGGAUGAUAUUUCUGAUGAUAAUGAUGAUAUGGAGAAGGAUGCUCAUUCUGAUGAUAAGGAGAAGGGUGAUCCCUCUGAUGAUAAUGAUAAUAAGGAGAAGGGUCAUCAUUCUGAUGAUAAUGAUAAAAACGAAAAGGGUGAUCAUUCUGAUUAUAAUGAUAAUAAGGAGAAGGGUGAUACUUCUGAUGCUAAUGAUAAUAAUAAUAAUAAGGAGAAGGUUUAUCAUUCUGAUGACAAUGAUAAUAAGAAGGAUGAUACUUCUGAUGACAAUGAUGAUAAGGAGAAGGGUAAUCACUCUGAUGAUAAUGAUAAGGAGAAGGGUGAUCAUUCUGAUGAUAAUGAUAAUAAGGAGAAGGUUGAUCAUUCUGAUGAUAAUGUUAAUAAGGAGAAGGGUGAACCUUCUGAAGAUAAUGAUGAUAAGGAGAAGGGUGAUACUUCUAAUGAUAAUGAUGAUAAGGAGAAGGGUGAUCAUUCUGAUGAUAAUGAUAAUAAGGAAAAGGGUGAUCAUUCUGAUGGUAGUGAUGAUAAGGAGAAGUGUGAUACUACUGAUGAUAAUGAUAACAGGGAGAAGGGUGAUACUUCUGAUGAUAAUGAUAACAGGGAGAAGGGUUAUACUUCUGAUGAUAAUGAUUAA